This is a messenger RNA of Medicago truncatula (barrel medic), 2387 nucleotides long. RefSeq names its product folylpolyglutamate synthase. The record is from RefSeq and is a predicted model, not a curated record. Lineage: Eukaryota; Viridiplantae; Streptophyta; Magnoliopsida; Fabales; Fabaceae. Gene Ontology annotation, molecular function: tetrahydrofolylpolyglutamate synthase activity; ATP binding. The transcript has 16 exons. The coding region runs from base 115 to 1869 and encodes 584 amino acids. Gene Ontology annotation, cellular component: cytosol; mitochondrion; cytoplasm. Gene Ontology annotation, biological process: tetrahydrofolylpolyglutamate biosynthetic process.
AAAAUAAACUAUUUCUUCUCAAGGAAGUGACAAUCCAACAACCGUUGAUCAAGAUCAAACGUUAGGUGACUCAUAGAAACUGCGCGCUUAAAGACAAAUGAGAAUGUCAUUGUAAUGCUCCGCAACCAUUCCCUCAUUCCUCAAACACCACUCUUUCUAUCUUCCAAUCCUUCAUUCUCAAUCCCCUUUCCUCGCUAUAACAAUUCUCUUAUCCUUUCUACCAAUACCCAAUCUCUCUCUUUCACACUUCAAUCCAAAUUAUACAUGGCUCAAGAAGGAGAUAAUGGGUCUCCAAAAUCAUCGCCAUAUGAAGAAGCAUUGGAAGCCUUGUCAUCUUUGAUUACUAAACGCACUCGUGUUGGUGAUGUCAAUAUGGAGGAACGAUUCCUCGUGUUAUUCGAGUACUUAAAGAUGCUUGAAUUGGAAGAGGCGAUUUCGAAUUUGAAGAUUAUCCAUGUUGCUGGUACCAAAGGGAAGGGAUCUACAUGCACCUUCACAGAAUCUAUAUUACGCAACUGUGGUUUUCGCACUGGCCUUUUCACUUCUCCUCAUCUAAUUGAUAUACGAGAAAGAUUUCGUUUAGAUGGUGUGGAAAUCUGUGAAGAGAAAUUUUUAGCAUAUUUCUGGUGGUGUUAUGAUAGACUAAAGGAAAAAACCGAUGACAAAGUUCCAAUGCCUACCUUUUUCCACUUCCUUGCUUUACUCGCCUUCAAGAUAUUUUCAGAAGAGCAGGUGGAUGUUUGCAUAAUGGAGGUUGGGUUAGGUGGCAAAUACGAUGCAACAAAUGUGGUGCAGAAACCUAUUGUGUGUGGUAUAACUUCUCUUGGGUAUGACCACAUGGAAAUUCUUGGGAAUACUCUUGGAGAAAUUGCUGGUGAGAAGGCGGGAAUCUUAAAGCAUCGAAUUCCAGCAUUUACAGUUACUCAACCUGAUGAAGCAAUGGAUGUACUUAAAGAGAAGGCUUCUCAGUUGAACGUACCUCUUCAAGUGACAUCCCCGUUAGAUGCCAAAUUACUAAAUGGUUUAAAAUUAGGGCUUGAAGGUGAGCACCAAUAUGUUAAUGCUGGUCUUGCUGUUGCAUUAUGCUCUACAUGGAUGAAUAUAAAUGGCCAUCUUGAAGAGUCUCAUUUGAAACAGAUUCAACACACUUUGCCAGAGCAGUUCAUAAACGGUUUAACAACUGCAAGUCUGCAAGGAAGAGCUCAGAUUGUUCGUGACGAACAUGUCAACAACAAAAUCUCAAAUGAACUUGUCUUCUUUUUAGAUGGGGCUCAUAGUCCUGAAAGCAUGGAAGCAUGUGCAAAGUGGUUUUCUCUUGCAAUCAAAGACCAGAACCAGACCUUGUUUCAUCAGAUAGCUGAUAAUUCCAGGUUCUCAAAUAAAGUGGUGAAGACGCACCAAAGUGAAACACAAAAAUCUGCACAGAUUUUGCUGUUCAAUUGUAUGUCUGUACGCGAUCCUCAGUUACUUCUUCCUCACUUGAUGAAAACUUGUGCUGAUCAUGGUGUGUACUUCAAGAAGGCGCUAUUUGUGCCUGGUUUAUCAAUGUACCACAAGAUUGGAUCCCAUGCUUUAACACCAAGUGAUUCUAACAUUGACCUGUCAUGGCAGUUCACUCUACAAAGAGUAUGGGAAAAUCUCAUGCAAGGGAACAAAGCAGGCAAGAAUAAUAGUGCAGCUUCUGAAGAAUUAGCUGGUAUGGAAAUGAGUGUCAGCAAUUGUGAACACAGUGCAGUGUUUUCCUCAUUGCCACUGGUUAUCAAUUGGCUUAGGGACAGAGUGCAACAAAACCAGUCAACUCGCUUUCAGGUCCUUGUAACUGGUUCCAUACAUCUUAUUGGUGAUGUGUUGAAAUUGGUAAAAAAGUGAUCCUCUGGACCAAAUUGAAAGAUUUUUUUAUUUUCGGAUUUCUAAGCAAUGAAGUCCUAUUAUUAUUCUCGAUGAUAUCAAACCUGGUAUCUGUGUUCGCAGCUCAUUGAGUGUGGUUUGGAAACUGCUAAUAGAAUGUUAUCAACGCAAGAACAUUUUUGGUUAUGGACAUUUGAUGGAUUCAUUGGUUUACAUCAGCAUCAGCUUGGUAAUUUUCUUUGUGGGGUCUUUCAAUCUUAGUUGGAUAAGGUUUGUCGUUGGUUCGAUCUUAAUUUCACUCUAGUUGAAAGCGAAAAGGGUGGAUUGUAAGGGAGGAGAUUAAGUUGCUGCACUUGCAUGUAAUCUUAUACUACGAAUCUGGCUUUCUAAAUUGAUUGAAUGGUCCUCUUGGACUGCUAUUUUUUUGUAGACAAACUUGGGUUGUACUCUACGAAAAAAGACAGUAAAUACGCUGUUAUAAAGUUAACUAAAAUGUAAAAACAAUUGGAUUUAAUUCAUAAUCAUUGGAUUAUUAAAAA